AUGCCGCCGAUCCCCUCCCCUCCCCUCCCUCUGCCCUCUGGGCCCUCUUCAAGUCUCAAGAACACGCCGUUGCUGCUGGUAGGUGCCCGCCCUUCCAUACGACGCGACGAUUCCGCGGCAUACGGAAAACCAAACCCCAAGCAAGCCCUUUUUCCCCUUGUCCUGCUUGCUCCCCCUUUCUUGUCUCGCUUCUUCACCUGUGGUUUGGGCUGGGGUAUGGUAUAUCAGUUCGCCGCGUUUUGGUCCUUUGACAGCCGCACACUUUUAGCCGCCCCAAAGAUCCGAGGAUCGCACCCAUCAUCGGUUGCGACCCCUCUAAACUCUCUCGCACUCUAUCAAGCCGUGAGCCUCGAUAUCCCACAAGUUUGCGACCGCCGAAGCGCCAUCUGCUACGCCACACGCGACACCGCGCUUAGGACGACGACGACGACGACGAAGAUCUGUCCGUGUGAUGGAAAGCUCCCGGCCUGCACCGCUUGUGAGAAGGCUGGCCGUGAGAAUGAGUGCUCCAGCGCCAACGACCAGUUCGCCAGAGGCAAGGAGAGAAGUUACGUCGCGGCCCUCGAGCUUAGGGUCGAAAAGCUAGAGAAACGACUGGCGUUUGCCAGGUCGCGCAAGGCGUCGGUCAACCUACAUGAUAUCGACGAGGCUACGGCAGCCCCUGCUGACCGCAAGGACUCUUUGGCCAACAUCCGGGCUGCUAUCCAUCGCAAGGCUGCCCGUAAGAGGGAGGACUCGGACGUCAACUCACUCGUGUCCGAUUUCGGCUUUUUGUCUGUCAAUGCAACGACGCGUGAUUUCGAGCCGUCAGUGAGCGGCAUGACGUUUGCUCGCCUGGUGUUAGCCGCCGCAACUAACGACGAUGUGCCCGACCCGACGGAGGAUAGCUUCCCGACAAGGGCCGAGGCCUUUUCCAUCGUCCAGUAUUACAUGGCCAACAUCUACGCCCUGUUCCCUUCCUUUUCUGAGACGCAUCUGCUUACGGUUCUCGACGACGUCUACCAGCAAGAUGAAAGGGUCAAGGAUCGCCUCAAAGAUGCCGACUUCUGGCUCCUCUACAUGGUGCUCGCCAUUGGGUACAUGGCCCAAAGCAGGGGCAAGCAGGACGAGUACUACCGUCGCGGCCUCGACUUCGUGGCUCGCGCAUUGCCCUUUGCCGACAAAGCUUUGAUGCCGGGCUAUCCUACACAGAUCCAGUCGCUCAUCCUCUUCACGCAAUUCUCGAUGCUUGACCCCGCUCACUUUGACAGCUGGUAUCUGAUUGGAUUCGCAAGUCGGGCUGUGGUCGACCUGGGCUUUCACCAAGACCCACCGCAGCUACAGGUCCCGGACAAGGCGGCGCUCGAUCUCAGGAGGAGGAUGUUUUACAGUGUCUACGCGCUCGAUAGGACUAUCAGCAUGAUUCGCACCAGAUCCUUUUCCUUCACCGACGACUCAAUCAAUGUCGAGUACCCCAGCAACUCAGGCCUGUCCUCGGGACCCAUCACCGGUCCGCAAUCCGCAGACUCGGCGUUGGUGCUGUUCCAGCUCCGGCGCCUCCAAUCGGAAUGGUACCAAACACUCUUCCAGGCAGACUCGGCACCCCUGCCUGAUGCUGCUUCUUUUAUAUGGCAAAUGUGUCUCGAGAUGAGGGAGUGGCACGAGUCUUUGCCAGACAACCUCUCGUCGGGUGUUCGAGAGCUCUUUGAGCUUGAGCUGAGAUACAGCUACAUCUAUUGCCUCGCACCCAGUGAUCGGUCGCCUCACUUGACAGACUACGCGCGGAGACUCAUUUUCGAACACGCCAUCGCAUACAUGAACACGAUCCACAACGUCGCCCAUGGCGCCACGAACUCCGCAUUCUACACCUCGCUGGAUGCGCUCAAGGUCUACUUCGUAGCCAUGCAGUUCCUCACCGCCCUAAAUGCCGCCCGCGAGCUGCUCAUUUCCGAACAAAGAAUCAUCCCGCCCAUCACCCGUCCGGGCACUGCGCCGCCUCCACCCCUUCCACACCGGCCCAUCGGCGGCGAAGACAGCUUAGAUAGGAGCAUACGAUGCCUCCAGCAGGUGUUUGAGACGUUGGAUAGAUUUUCUCAGCGGUGGGAUAUCGCGUCUCAGCUCAAGACGACGUUCGAAUCCAUUUCUUCGGAUCUGUUCUCUUGGCUUCAGGUUCGGCGCCAGAUGAGGAAACAAGGUCAGCUGCCACAGCAACAGCAGCAUCACCAGCAACAGCAACAGCAACAGCAACAGCAAACGCAACAACAUCAACAACAACAACAACAACAUCAACAUCAACAACAACAACUCUAUCAACAUCAACAACAACAUCAACAUCAACAUCAACAUCAGCACCAACACCACUCCCCAACGCCCCAGGGACCCUCGCCACCACAGGCCCAACUUCCAUCCUACCCGCCUCACCCUCACCCUCAUCCCCAGGUCCUCAUGGCGGCGCCUCAGAUGCACAUGCAAGGCAUGAUGCAGCAGCACCAGGGUCAAUCAGGCCAACCCAUGAUGCAGCAACAGCAGCCUCAGACGGGGCAACCAAUGAUGCAAUAUAGAUGGGUCGAUGGGACGGGACAGACGAUGACUGGCCCUCCUCCAGGACAGGGCGGACCGGCCAUGUGA
Messenger RNA from Colletotrichum higginsianum IMI 349063, 2607 nucleotides. RefSeq names its product fungal specific transcription factor domain-containing protein. The coding region runs from base 1 to 2607 and encodes 868 amino acids. The record is from RefSeq and is a predicted model, not a curated record. The transcript is spliced from 6 exons. Gene Ontology annotation, molecular function: zinc ion binding; sequence-specific DNA binding; DNA-binding transcription factor activity, RNA polymerase II-specific. Lineage: Eukaryota; Fungi; Ascomycota; Sordariomycetes; Glomerellales; Glomerellaceae. Gene Ontology annotation, biological process: positive regulation of transcription by RNA polymerase II; DNA-templated transcription.